UUCGCCCCGCAGCCGAGAGGUCCCGGCUCCCCGCACCCGCCCGGCCCGGCUGCUCCCGGCCAUGGGGAGCUGCGCGCAGCGGCUGCUGCUGCUCUGGGUGGCGGCAGGACUGAGUGGAGUAGCCAGAGUGAGCUCCCGCUGUGAAAAAGCCUGCAACCCUCGGAUGGGAAACUUGGCUUUGGGGAGAAAACUCUGGGCCGACACCACCUGUGGCCAGAACGCCACCGAACUGUACUGCUUCUACAGUGAGAACGCCGAUCUCACUUGUCGGCCGCCCAAAUGUGACAAGUGCAAUGCUGCGCACCCUCACCUGGCUCACCUGCCGUCGGCCAUGGCAGACUCGUCCUUCCGGUUUCCACGCACGUGGUGGCAGUCGGCAGAGGAUGUGCACAGGGAAAAGAUCCAGCUGGACCUGGAGGCUGAAUUCUACUUCACGCACCUGAUUAUGGUGUUCAAGUCCCCCCGGCCAGCAGCCAUGGUGCUGGAUCGGUCCCAGGACUUUGGGAAGACCUGGAAGACUUACAAAUACUUUGCAACCAACUGCUCGGCUACAUUUGGCCUGGAAGAUGAUGUGGUCAAGAAGGGAGCUCUCUGCACUUCUAGAUACUCCAGCCCUUUCCCGUGCACUGGAGGAGAGGUUAUUUUCAGAGCGCUGUCACCGCCCUACGAUGCCGAGAACCCUUACAGCGCCAAGGUUCAGGAGCAGCUGAAGAUCACCAACCUCCGUGUGCAGCUGCUCAAGCGACAGUCUUGUCCCUGUCACAGGAAUGACCUGAACACAAAGCCGCAGCAUUUCACACACUACGCCAUCUACGAUUUCAUUGUCAAGGGCAGCUGCUUCUGCAACGGCCAUGCUGAUCAGUGUGUACCUGUUGACGGCUUCAGACCUGUCAAGGCCCCGGGAGCAUUCCACGUGGUCCAUGGGAAGUGUAUGUGUAAGCACAACACAGCAGGCAGCCACUGCCAGCAGUGUGCACCACUGUACAAUGACCGGCCCUGGGAGGCAGCUGAUGGCAGAACCGGGGCUCCUAAGGAGUGCAGAACAUGCAAGUGCAACGGGCAUGCUGAGGCCUGCCACUUCGACAUUAACGUGUGGGAGGCGUCAGGGAACCGGAGCGGUGGGGUCUGCGCCAACUGUCAGCACAACACGGAAGGCCAGCACUGCCAGCGCUGCAAGCCUGGCUUCUACCGCGACCUCCGGAGACCGUUCUCUGCUCCGGAUGCUUGCAAAGUGUGUUCCUGCCAUCCAGUCGGAUCUGCUGUCCUUCCUUUCAGCUCUGUGACCUUCUGUGACCCCAGCAAUGGGGACUGCCCAUGCAAGCCUGGGGUGGCAGGGCCCCAUUGUGACAGGUGCAUGGUGGGAUACUGGGGCUUCGGAGACUACGGCUGCAGACCCUGUGACUGUGCCGGGAGCUGUGACCCUCUCACGGGAGACUGCAUUAGCAGCAACACAGACAUAGACUGGUAUCAUGAAAUGCCCGACUUCCACUCCACGCACAAUAAGAGCGAACCAACCUGGGAGUGGGAGGAUGAGCAAGGAUUUUCGGCUCUUCGACACUCAGGUAAGUGUGAAUGUAAGGAACAGGUGUUAGGAAACCCCAAGGCAUUCUGUGGAAUGAAAUACUCAUAUGUGCUCAAAAUAAAGAUUUUAUCAGCUCACGAUAAAGGUUCUCAUGCUGAGGUCAAUGUGAAGAUUAAAAAAGUCUUAAAAUCUACCAAACUGAAGAUUUUACGAGGAAAGCGAACGUUGUAUCCAGAAUCGUGGACUAACCGAGGCUGCACCUGUCCCAUCCUCAAUCCUGGUUUGGAGUAUCUUGUAGCCGGACACGAAGAUGUGAGAACAGGCAAAUUAGUUGUGAAUAUGAAAAGUUUCGUCCAGCGCUGGAAACCGUCGCUUGGAAGAAAAGUGAUGGAUAUUUUAAAAAGAGAGUGCAAGUAGCAAUGAAGGUGUCCAGCACAAAAUGGCAUGUCCCUGUGUUCACAACACAAACUGAAGGGAAAGGAGACCUUGAAAAUAAAACUGGAAUUGUUUAAAGUGCCAAAAUGUAUAGAGAUGUUGCAAUGCAUGGGCUUGGAGGUGGCCUAACCUCUCUCAUCUGGGUCCAUGUUUAAAAUACAGGUUUGUUUCAUAAAAAUAAGGAAUGAAAAACCCUCCACUGACAUCUGUUUUCUAUGGGACCGGCUCUGAGAUUCCUAACUGUUGAGGAUAUUUUAAUAGUAGCAUGCUAUUUAGCAAUAAUCUGUCAUGGGCAGUACCUCCAACAAAGCCUCCUCCCGGCUUCAACUCCGAUGCUCUCACCUGAUGCUACUGAAAAUCAUUCAUGAGACUUUAGGGCAUCCCCAACCCUAGUAUCAGAAAAGGUGUUCCUUAAAAAGAGCCUUCUCUGGCAUGUUGUGUGCGGACUUUGGUCUGGGGGGGUGUGAAAGGGACCCUCUCCACCUAUGGAUAGCAUUUCCUUGUAUAAAGCACUUUAACUGUGUUGUGAGAUUUUGGAGACUGCUGUUGACUGGCAGGAAAGAAAAGGGCACGGAAGAAAACCGACCGAAACAGAAGCACUGCCACAAAACGUGGACAGGAGUGGCCCCGGAAAGGAAGCUGAGCUAUUUGCCUCUGGACACACGGAGACUCGACGUCCCAGGGCAAUAGGUUGGCGUGAAGUCUCAGCCGUGGGCUCCAAGUUAAGAGUCCCAGAUGCCAGCGUGAUGAAACUUUUAAACAAACUAAACAAGAGCAGACUUCAAAAUGAGAGGAAGAAAUCCUAAGAGUAGAAAUAUGCUUGGGGAAAGAGGAUACGGACUUUGCAUUCUAAAAAGCUCAUUUGUUUGCAGCACACUUGGAUACACUUCAAAAAUUGUCGACACAGAAUUGGUUAUAUUUUUGUGUUUAGUAUUUCAACCCGAACAUCAAAAUGGCUUUCCUCUUUGUCUUUAUUAACAGUAUAUGGUCAUUAUAUUUACCCACUGUUUAACACAAUGUAUGGGAUGGUUCACCAAAUUACGCUUUUUCAUGAUAAUUCAUUUUCUGUACCCAUGUGUGACCACUAUACAUACAGUUUCUUCUGUUCUUGAAUAUGUAAAACCUGAACCACAGUGCCAUAAGAUUAACUUCACAUACAAAAAAAAAAAUAUCCUGAAGUCCUGUGGACUUGCAAAAUAUAUAUAUAUUGCUUUGUUAAUUUGUUUUUAUAUUUCCUAUAUGUAAUAAAGGAAUAUGAUCUCC
This is a messenger RNA of Lepus europaeus (European hare), 3220 nucleotides long. RefSeq names its product netrin 4 (gene NTN4). Lineage: Eukaryota; Metazoa; Chordata; Mammalia; Lagomorpha; Leporidae. The record is from RefSeq and is a predicted model, not a curated record. The transcript has 10 exons. Gene Ontology annotation, molecular function: protein binding. Gene Ontology annotation, biological process: cell migration; basement membrane assembly; substrate adhesion-dependent cell spreading. Gene Ontology annotation, cellular component: laminin trimer. Bases 62 to 1939 code for a protein of 625 amino acids.